Molecule: messenger RNA, 564 nt
Organism: Puccinia triticina
Lineage: Eukaryota; Fungi; Basidiomycota; Pucciniomycetes; Pucciniales; Pucciniaceae
Exons: 4
Coding region: 1-564 (187 amino acids)
Cellular component (GO): endomembrane system; membrane
Source: RefSeq, a predicted model, not a curated record
AUGUUGGAGUCGAUCAUCAACCUUCAGCAGUUCUCCAACCCGGUCAAUAUUCUCUUAUCGAUAGUGCUAGCCUAUCGGCUGUACACAUUGCUACCUUCAUUCCGAUUCAACGAGUUGAACGUCGACGAAAAUGACCAAACCAACCUUAAAGCAACUCUGCCCGAGCAUACAGCCGAAUACCAUAAAAGACCUACGAAGUUUCCCGAAACUCGAGUAUGGAGGACAUAUACCCCCUUGGAACUAAAACAUUUCGACGGAAAUAAUGGAAGCAAGAUUUUGUUCGCGGUAAAUCGAGUGGUUUACGAUGUAUCAUCUGGACGAAACUUUUACGGCCCAGAUGGGCCUUACGGCAAUUUCGCUGGGAGGGAUGCUUCCCGUGGACUCGCUAAACAAUCUUUCGAUGACAGCAUUCUUACUCCGAUCGACUCAACGCUCGAUAAGCUGGAUGAUCUCACUGACGAAGAACGGGAAAACUUGAAAGGAUGGGAAGAUCUUUUUAAGUCGAAGUACAUCGCUUGUGGUGAGUUGAUCGAGAACUCAGACCGCCCUCAGAAAGCCUUGUGA